Antrostomus carolinensis (chuck-will's-widow) is the source of this 758-nucleotide messenger RNA. RefSeq names its product DNA fragmentation factor subunit beta (gene DFFB). The annotation marks the transcript as partial. Gene Ontology annotation, cellular component: cytoplasm; nucleus. Gene Ontology annotation, biological process: apoptotic DNA fragmentation. Gene Ontology annotation, molecular function: DNA endonuclease activity. The transcript has 5 exons. Lineage: Eukaryota; Metazoa; Chordata; Aves; Caprimulgiformes; Caprimulgidae. The record is from RefSeq and is a predicted model, not a curated record.
GUGCCAGCGACAUCGAGCGGUUCCUGGCCGCCUUCUGCGAGCAGAGAGCUGCCGUGGUGGAGGCGGCGCGGAAGCUGCUGUCGGACGAGCGGGCCCCCAGGAGACAGAAGCUGCUGGCGGAUCUCAUCCACAACCUGAGCGGGAACAUCCCGGCCGAGGGCCGGCGGGAGGACGAGAAAUGGUUCGAAGGUCUAGAGUCUCGUUUUAAGAACAAAUCAAGCUACAUGCGAUACAGUUGCGAAAGCAGAAUACGAAGCUACAUGAAAGAGGUUAGUAGUUUCAUUUCAAGCGUUCAUCCUACGGCAAGAGAUGCAUAUAAAGGGAUAAUUGACUUGAUGUCAGAUAAACUGAAAUCUGUGAAGUAUAACGGAUGUUACUUUGACAGAAGAGAGGAGGAGGCAGUCCGCCUGUGCACUGCGGAGGGAUGGUUCUCUUGUCAGGGACCUUUCGACAGAGCUGACUGCCCAUGUAAGCAUUCCAUCAACCCCUACAGUAACAGGGAGAGCAGAAUCCUCUUCAGUACCUGGAAUCUCGAUCACAUAAUAGAGAAGAAACGUGCUGUUGUCCCAGAAUUGGCAGAAGCUGUCAAAACACGAGGUGGAAGAGAAGUGAACUGGGAAUACUUCUAUCAGCUGCUGUUUACCGUGGAUAAUUUAAAACUUGUACAUAUCGCUUGCCAUAAGAAAACCAAUCAUAAUCUCAGCUGUGACAAAACCAAAAUUUACAAAAAAAGGAAGCAAAACCACAAGAUUUCAUAG